AGACACUUCCGUUGUACACAACUUCGCGUGUAGUGCAUCCUGACUCUUGAGAACAAAAUGAGCUGUCCAGUCCUUAACGGAGCCAUUGGAGCCGAGGAGAAUGGUGACGAGAAGAACAAUGUUGCCUUGCACCAGGAACUGGAGGGAGGGAAAUUGUAUGGAGAAUAUUUAAUGCUUGACAAGUUGUUGUCUUGCCAAGAGCCAUUGAGUGCAAAAGACCGAGUUAAGGCCGUCCAUGAUGAGCAUUUAUUUAUUGUCACACAUCAAGCUUAUGAGCUAUGGUUUAAGCAAAUAUUGUUUGAGCUGGACUCUGUGAGAGACAUAUUUAGUGCUCAAAAAGUCGAUGAAGGUCAUACGUUGGUGCUUAUCAGCAGACUCAACAGAGUCAUGCUCAUCUUGAAGUUGUUAACAGAACAGUUCCUGAUACUUGAGACCAUGACACCGCUGGACUUUAUGGAAUUCAGAGACUACCUGGCCCCAGCUUCUGGAUUCCAGAGUUUACAGUUCCGCCUUCUGGAGAAUAAACUGGGCUUGAAACAGGUGAACAGAGUGAAGUACAACCAGCAACACUACAAGGAAGUGUUCCAUGAGGAGCAGCACAUUAGAGAGCUGGAGGAAUCCACCUCCACUCCUUCACUGCUGGAACUGGUACAGAACUGGCUGGAGAGAACCCCCGGACUGGAACCAGAUGGAUUCAACUUCUGGGGCAAAUAUCGCAAUGCAGUGGCAAACUGGCUUGAGGAGAGCUUUUUGGAUCCUGCACAAAAAGAACAGGACCCUGCUGCAAAGGAGCUCAGAAAGGCCGAGUACAAGAAACAAAAGGAGACAUUUGAUUCUAUUUUUGAUGAAAAUAUAUACAAUGCAUAUGUUGCCAGAGGUGAGCGACGCCUGAGUCACCAGGCAUUUAAAGGCGCCAUGAUGAUUUCUCUUUAUCGAGAUGAGCCUCGCUUUCACCAGCCUUACCAAAUCAUCACGCUGCUUAUGGACAUAGAUGCACUGCUCACCAAGUGGCGAUACAACCAUGUAAUGCUGGUCCAGAGAAUGUUGGGAAGCAAAGUUGGAACUGGAGGAUCUUCAGGGUACCAAUACCUCAGAUCCACUGUGAGUGAUCGUUACAAAGUAUUUCUGGACCUGUUCAAUCUGUCUACCUUCCUCAUCCCGCGACGAUGCAUUCCUCCUCUGACACGUCACAUGAAGCGUGCGCUCUCAGGCUCCUUCACCGAGGACAUGAUCAGCAAGAUUAACAGGAUGCGUCUGUUUGCCAAAGAACGUUCAGCUCAGAUGGGGGCAAAUCAGGAAGCGGCUGAGGAAGACUCCGAAGAGAGUGAGGAAGAGAAGAAAGUGAAUGAUAAUGAUGAUGAUUUGGACAGGGUUACAUUUUAGAAUUUUCUGAUUCAAAGGCUUUAGGGUUAUGUAAAAAGGGAGAGGUGAAGUUACCGAACCUGGUCACAGUGAUCAUAUCGUUUACAGGAGUAAGUUUGUACCUGAAGACUCCUGCAGAUAGAAAAGAAUAACAACACAGUUUGAAUGUAUUUCUGAUGUUGUUUUAACAACAAUACUUCCAUAUAAAAAUGGAAUUAUUUUGAUGAUUUAUAAACCACUUGAAGUAGGAGUGAAAGUAUAUUAUGUUAUAUACUGCCAAUCUUUUCACUUGUGGUUGACUGAUUACAUGUCAGUUGACUAAUUUACACAUCAGCUUAUUGUAUUUUUGCACCAGUCACUUUUUUCACAUCUGCCACAGCACAAUGGAACCGCACAGGUAGAAUGCAAAUUUUACAUGCAUUUUGCGCACAAUAAGUGGCACACAUCCAUUCUUAUUGGCAGUACAUAGAGGAUGGUUUGGUCACAACUUCCCUAGCUCAGUAUUGACAUUCUAUAUAAAUUUGGUCAUUAUUUGUCAGAUUUUUUGUCUGUAUCGUGGGCAUUCUGAAGUUGUGGUGUCUCAAAUACUUCAAUGACAAGCUCACUUCUUUUGAGUGAAACUGUUUGGAUGCAGUCUUUUUAGCAUAAUUUACUUAUUGUAUUGUUUGACUUGCUUUUUUUGUGAAAAGUAUGAUACAUUUACUGUAAAGCACAAAAUGGGCACAAUAUACCUAAUGCAACAAUGUAAGUUUUUACAGGAAACAUUUACAGAUUUGCACACAAGCCAAUUGAGUAGAGUAUAUAAAUAUAUAUAAAUUUAUCUUAAUAUUUGGAAGCAAUCCCCGUCGAAUUGACUUCAAUACGGGGUGCUGCUUAACGUUUAUUGUAUGAUCCAUAAAGGGUAGGUGUUAUUCAAGAAACUAGAGAAAAGAUGGGAAACGGUAUGUAUAAAAAAUCGAUAUUGAACGUGAGAGCAGUGUAAACCAUCCUGGUUUUCAAGAAGCCACUUAGAACUGACGUGAAUUUGUCAACAUAUCUCAGGACACAAAAUAUAUGUCACAAAAGUCACCUUCUCAAAUGUGAUUUAGUGGUUAUUAUGCCAUAGUUGUUGAUUGAAAUUGUGUGGUAGUAAGCUUCUUAACUAUACACAACUCUAUAUUGUAAUCUCCUGUUGAUUGUUUUCUAAAGAAAAGCUGAAAAUCUGAAUUUUGCACCAUUGUCCCUCCACACCUGUCUUCACUUUGGCAAAGAUAAUUUUUGAAAAUUUGUACAAUUUCAUGCUUUUUGUAGUAUUGGUCAUAGCUUCAUUAGUUUUGUUUUAUUUGAAUGUUGUAAUAUUAUGUACAUAUCUAUUGUUUGACAUUAAAUCACUUGGCAGCUUUGGUUUUUACAGAUCAGGCCUGUUCAGACCCGAAGCCUGGCCUGGACUGAUUUAGGUCUGAAAUAAUAAGUAUGAAAACCAGUAUUGUAGUUAUCAGAGGUCAGAAGAUAUAUUCCAUGGACCCUGGCCCUCGUCUUGGCAGUUGCAGAUCAGUUAGUUUCCAUAUCUCAAAUAUUUUAGCCUGAGGAUGGCCUUCACAGUAUAAUCGCUGUUUGAGUCGUCUGGUGAUGUAUUUAUACUUUAACCAGUUUGGGUCAGGGUUCCUGAGUCUUUGAAGGACUAAGAAUUAAGCCCAAUGCACAAGGCAGCUAAUGGCUGAGAGCCUAAGACAAAACGGGUUCAGUUGGGAAUGAAAAUUUAGUUUCCUGUAAAAACUUAAAACAUGAUUUUUGACUUGUAUAAUAAUAAAUAUUUCAGGAUGGUAUUUGUAAUCAGAGAUAUCUAUAAUGCAACAAUUGUGAAACUUUAAUCGAUAUAUGCACCCCCUCACCCCCCUCCCCCC
Lingula anatina is the source of this 3245-nucleotide messenger RNA. RefSeq names its product tryptophan 2,3-dioxygenase-like. Gene Ontology annotation, molecular function: metal ion binding; L-tryptophan 2,3-dioxygenase activity; heme binding. NCBI's taxonomy places the organism in Eukaryota, Metazoa, Brachiopoda, Lingulata, Lingulida, Lingulidae. The record is from RefSeq and is a predicted model, not a curated record.